Molecule: messenger RNA, 2943 nt
Organism: Ustilago hordei
Lineage: Eukaryota; Fungi; Basidiomycota; Ustilaginomycetes; Ustilaginales; Ustilaginaceae
Exons: 1
Coding region: 1-2943 (980 amino acids)
Source: RefSeq, a predicted model, not a curated record
AUGGCACCUCAAAGAGAUUUCAUUCUCUUUGACGAUCCCGCUCCGUCGACAGCAAGCCGCGACAAUGCCUUGUCACCACCAUCUUCCCACAGCAAAGAACUUCUUGGCAUCGGCUCCUUUAGCAAGCAUCGCUCGCCCAGACAAUCCCCAGCUCUAGACGAUGUAGCAACUCCAUUACCAGAUACACUCGAUCAAGUCGGCGGUCCUAGACGCAAACGACACAGAAGUCAAGCCUAUCCUCCCUUGGCGCCACUCCCACGGUCCAGCUGCCAAGGUACCAGCGACUCUUCCGCUCAAGCAUCCAACCAGCGUCUCACACCUCCUCAUCCGCCCAGCGGCAGUCUUGGUCCACCGAUGCAUGAUCUUAGCCUAGCUGAUUCUACGCCAGCUUGCAAGUAUCAUCCCAAUCCUCCUCCACCUGCCCUCACCUCGCUUGCUUCGGCUGGCAUGACUCUCGAGCAACAAGAACGAGUCAAGGCACAGAUCCGUGCAGAGCUUGCUGGUGUCGACACUCGUGCUUUCAAAGGUCCAUUGCGAGACAUUCUCCAGAAACAGCACUACACCCCUCGUCCAACUGACAUGCAGACAAGCCCGCUCUCAGCAUCAUCUGAUCCUAUGCAAGCAGGUGUCGCACCUUCUUUCGCCCUCUUUCCUGACUAUGAUCUCGGUGAUCAGUCUCAGCGUCGGUCAAGUCAGAUACCCAGCAAGGAGCCAGAGCAAGAGCGCACCCCUGAUCAAGAGAUGCCACCUCUUCACCAUCGCAGCAGCGCCGACUUGCGCACACGCAGCAGUACCUUUGACAACGGCUUUGCCGCCAACUCUUACCCACCUGCCCGUCACUCGCAGAACUAUUUGCCGGACUGGGCUCGUCAGUCGCAAUCCACCCAGGGCUCUCAGAUCGCCUACUCGCAUCACCACCACCAGCAGCAACAGCAGUCGCAACAGCAGUCCCCGCAAUCGCAACACUCUCAGCAACAACGACCCAGCAUGCCUCCACCCGCCAUGUCGCAGAGUCAACUUGCUCAACGAGGAGGUCCCGUAUCCAUGGCUUCGACAGAGACUUACGGUGCUCCUGUCAGCAGCUAUCCGCCAGAUAGGCGGCGCCCUUUGAAGCGAGAGUCGAGCGGCCUCACUGUCAGUCCACAAGAGGCAUUCUUGGAUUAUGAUGAUGUCGAGAAUGCCUUGUCGCAUUCCGGCCUUGGCAAGAUGCCUAGCCUGUUUGCAAGUGUACCGCCUGGCUUGUCGGAUGCAAAAGAUGGUUCAGCAAGCUAUUCGGCAGGGCAUACCGGCACUAAUACCCCUCGAAUGGGAUCACAGCAGAAUGUGACGCCAGCACGAUCCUCGACCGGUGACGCCGCCGCUGCCUAUGCUGCUCGACCUGUCCCCAUGAGCCGCAACGAUACAGCACGACCGCAUCACUACCAGCAGAAACGACCAGGCCCCAGUGUUCACCAAAGUCCUCCCAAUGGUCGCUCGCCGUAUCCGAACCAUAGCGAUGGACGUGGAUCCGUUAGCCAAGAGUCGGGCUCCCAAAGCAGUCUCUUCAGCCCCGCUGACAGUGGUGAUACAAUCUCGACCGACGACGACGAGGACGAGAGGCCUUACUACCCUCCUAACAUGAAGCCAAGCAUGAUCCGAGGCGGACCAAGCAGUCUCUACUUGAACUAUCCCGUCAAGGCAGAUGGCAGUCGUGCCUCUGCUUCUCCUGCGAUCCCACCUCGACCUCAGUUGGGUAAGGAGCGCACUUCAAGCACUGGAAGCAGUACAUGGUCGCAUGUCCGCAAUGAGCCAUGGGCAUUCCGACAGACACACACGAACCAGCCUCGCUUCUCGGACGUAUCUGCUUCGAGCAGUGAUUCGGAGGAUGAUCGUUCUGGCAGGAGGAGUGCUUAUAGUCAAAGUGCCGAAUACCAAGCACGACAUGGUCAUCCACACGCUUCCCAUCCUCAUCCUCAUCACAGUCAGCAUCACCGACACAAUGAUCAUCACCACCAGCACCCGCAUCAGCAGCAGCCCUACGGUCAGCCCAACGGCGGUUACCCUCAUUCUCGCUAUUCUUCGCAGCUGGACCCACGAUCGGCUCAGACCCAAAGGCCAAGUCUAGGUCAGCAUCAGUCCUCGUCUGAGUCGGUAGAUGACACUAGCGAUCGCAGCAGUAGACCUUAUGUGCCCCUGUCAAGGCAACACAUGCCUGGUGCGAUGGGUGGAUACGGAUACAUCCCAGGCAGUCAGGAGAGUGGCCUGAGUGUUGCUCCGCCCGGCGGUGGAGUUGGUGGUAUGGGUGGCAGUCAAGAUGAAGGAAGCAUCUCGCCUAGCAUCAGGUCGAGUGCUCAGACCAGCGAACGCAAGUUACAACAAGAGGUCGGAGCACCACCGCCUUUGCUUGCCGCCACUCGACAACCUGCACCCAUCCGACCCGCCGCUCCGAUCACACCUGCUACACCAGACUUGCCCAUUAAGGAGGACCGAGUCGAAGCCAGAGGAGAAGAAGAACCAUCCGAAACAGGCAACUCUGGUUCAGCAAACAGCAACGAAUCUGACUACGAAGACAACUCGCCUGACUCCACCACCAAGAAAACUGCUCCUCCCAAAACUAAAUCCACCAAACCCAGCGUACAGAAAGCUGCAGCUGCACCAGCCGCCGCCGAUGGAACCACAAAGUGCGACUACGUCAGCCCUGUCACUGGUGUCGCUUGUCAAACUGCUUUCCAUCGACCGUACGAUCUUGCUAGACAUAGGGAAACAAUUCAUGCGAGAGAGGAGGCAGGCUUUAUGAGAGAAGGGAAGUUGAAGUUGGAAGAUUGUAUAGUGUUGGGUAAAGAGGUUGAUCCGAAGAAAAGUACAGCUGUUGUCGAGUGGAAGUGUAAGUCUUGUGGUGCUAAUUUCUCCAGGAAGGACGCUAUGUUGAGACACGAGAGGUUGAGGCAUAAUGGUGCCAAGUAA